Musca vetustissima is the source of this 440-nucleotide messenger RNA. It is a transcript of the gene Nxt1, whose product is annotated as NTF2-related export protein. Gene Ontology annotation, biological process: protein import into nucleus. The transcript has 3 exons. The record is from RefSeq and is a predicted model, not a curated record. Lineage: Eukaryota; Metazoa; Arthropoda; Insecta; Diptera; Muscidae. Gene Ontology annotation, cellular component: nuclear pore central transport channel. Bases 10 to 429 code for a protein of 139 amino acids.
AAACAAAAAAUGGAUGCGGAAUUGAAACAAAAAAUUGAGAGCUGUGUUCGUACGGCAGAGGACUUCACAAAACUAUACUAUCAGUCGUUUGAUAAACGGAGGCAUCAAAUCAGCCGCCUUUACCUAGAAAAUGGUUUAUUUGUAUGGAAUGGCAAUGGCGCCUCGGGCAAAGAUAAUAUACACAAAUAUUUCAUAGAAUUGCCCUCAUCGGAACAUACAAUUUCCACUCUGGAUGCUCAGCCUAUUGUUGAUGAUGCUGUUGCCGGCCAAUUAACAUAUCUAAUACAAUCUGGUGGUACUGUCAAAUAUACCGACCAACCGGUUAAACCUUUCCAGCAAACGUUCAUUAUAACUGCCCAAGAUGACAAGUGGAGAAUUGCCAGCGAUUGUUAUCGCCUGCAAGAUGCUUUGGUGACACAAAAUAAAUAAGUGGUGGGAGG